Messenger RNA from Oreochromis niloticus (Nile tilapia), 6183 nucleotides. RefSeq lists its product as uncharacterized. Bases 91 to 5646 code for a protein of 1851 amino acids. NCBI's taxonomy places the organism in Eukaryota, Metazoa, Chordata, Actinopteri, Cichliformes, Cichlidae. The transcript has 33 exons. The record is from RefSeq and is a predicted model, not a curated record.
UUAAACUAUUCAUUUUUCCCCUCCACAGUCUGGAAUAGAGUUGGGAUUGCUGUUCAUCUGUUUUUUACUUCAGUGGUGGACAUAUUAACAAUGCAGCAAACAUGCAAAUGCAUGGGGUUAGCUUCUCUGCGGUGGCUGUUUGCUUCUGUGCUGCUAACUGUGGCUCGUGGAAACAACUUCAGUGGACAUAACCUAGAGAGACCACGCUGUCAGCCAGGUUUCUACUGCCCACUGGGGAGCCCCACUCCAGUCCCAUGUCCUAAAGGAACAUAUGGUCCACAUGCUGGAGCUGUGUCCAUGGACAGCUGUCUGAAGUGUCCUGCCCAUCACUACUGCCCUAGACCAGGCUUGUAUUCCCCCCUUCCCUGUGGUCCAGUGGCUCAGCAGCCGGUGCCUGGCCAGGAAACCUGCAACUGCCCAGAAGAGGGACAGUGUUUUCAGGCCAGUGAUGGACGUUGCCACUGCACCAUCGGCUAUCAAACCACCGGAAACGGAGACAUAUGUGUGCAACAACAGUACGAUGUCUGCAGAGACGGAAAAACUCGUACACAGUAUGGAGACUGCCUGGACAGACACCAGUGGUCAUUUCACUGUAGUCAGCAGGUGUGCCAUACUGCAGAGGACUACCGGGGUUUUGAUGGGGAGCUGGGCCUGUGUAUUUGUAGAGAGCCUCCUGGCAGAGCUGUAUGUGGAGGCCUUUGCAGGAGCAGGCCAGCUACUGAACUGAAGCUCCAGUGCGAGACCAAUGGGGAAAUGGGACUGCUGUGGAGCUAUGACAAUCAGGUGUCGAGCGUCUCAGGCAGUGUGCUAGAGACAAUUUUUAAACAGUGGGACUCCCACGGGAACCUGCAGUGCAGCAGCCAGAUCCAGUCAUCACGUCCUGUCUACAUUGUUCAAACAACAGAUGCAGGCUUCCUUGGCCUCCUCAGCGGCCUCCCAAAGGAACUUGAGCAACUGUUUCCUGACACCGCUCAGCAGGAUUCUCAGAGCUCAGCUGGGAAACAUUAUGUCAGUAUUAGAAACAUCAGUCAUGGAGACAGAGAAAUGGAGAGGGGAGAUAAGGCUGAUAUUAAUGGAAAAGGAAGAAGGUCAAUAAGUGGAGUUUUGAACCCGACAGCAUGUCUCCAUCUGGGUGAUGUAAUACUCUUCACUGUCAGCCCACGUCACUAUCCCCAGUAUGACAUUGACAACUUGUACAACACAAACACUGACUUUGACUGGGGUGCAUUCAGACAGUUAAAAGAAGAGCUGACAUUGUCAUGGACUCCUCCUAGCUGCUUUACUGUGGUCUUUAGCCAGCCGGGAGUAUAUGUCUUUACACCGAGCAGCCAUCAGCACAAACAUUUGUAUGUACGAGUGAUGCCUGCAGGUGGCCAGUGCUAUGAGCCUGGCUCCUUCUUCCCUACCAUCCCACGUCAUGUGACCAGGUUGGGAAUCAGUAGGAGACGCAACCUGUUGCUCCGGCCAGACUGGCUGGUGACCGUAGGAAUACUGUUUGGAGCUGUGGUCGUCCUCUGUUUAUGUGUGACAAUGCUGAUCCUGUUUCGUGAAUAUGGAUGGCCGGAGAAGGAGCCAAUCAAAGCACGGUACCGCUCGCUGCAGCUGGCCUACCAAAUGGAUGACUACUCGUCAAAAGGUUCAAGGGUGAUCUCACAGAGAAAGACUCAUCGAAACCAACAAUCCAGAAUGACUCAAGGCUCCAUUCAGCCAGCCUCCACAGAUGCCUCGGAGGAGUUCUGGGAUUAUGAACACCAGGUGGAUCUGGAGGCAUUCAACAGCAACACCUUUUACAGCCUCCUGCUCAAGCAGAGCCUGUCUGUCACUACACGACUGGGACAGCUCACCACUGAGGUAAAAGAGCUAUACCAAGGAGUGCUUGGGAAACUGCAAAUACUCCAUCCGCGUAUGAUGGCUGAGGAAAAGCUGGGGGGAGGUUAUGAGAUGUUGAGGAGGGAGAUUGAACGAGAGGUGGUGCGACGAAAAUCUUUGGCCUCACAGCUGAGGACACUACUUGACAGUCAGCUGAAGGUUUACAUUUUAUUAAGCUGCAUAUACAUGUCAAAUUAUAUUCAGAUUUUUAAUAAAAGGUUUAAUAGCAAGUGUAGCAUCAGUCUGAGUAAAGUAUAUUUAUAUAGCAUCAUUCAACAAGUAUAUGCUUUCACAUGUAAAAUUAUUGCAUUAGCAAGGUAUACAGCAUCAAGUAUGACUGGUUUUCUUCAGGUUCUGAGGCGAGAGCAGCAGGCCCAGUGGAGGAUCCACAGUGUGUUCACAUCUCAGCUCAGAGAGUGCACCAGACUACUGUCUAAGCUUCAUAGUAACAACCAGACUUCCACUGAACUCUUCCAACAAAUUUUGAUCCAGAGGUUAACAUCACUGGUUGAUGAGAUGGGAGAGCUACUGUCAGCAGAGUGCCACCGUCAGGGGUCUUGGGGCUUGUUGGGCGAAGGUAUAGGAGCCAAACUGCUGUGCCCUGAUACUGGAACUGUCCUUACCAAAGACGACAUCUUUGAUCCCGAUGGGUCCGUACGUGUUUCUGGGGCUGUUUAUUGUGAUUCGGUCACAGGCCUCAUAAGGCCAAAUGCUCACAGCCAUGUGCUGCUGAGCAGCGGCCACACGAUGGCAGUGCCACCUAAUUUCUUUGUUCAUCCGCACACCGGUAGAGUUCUGCCCAUUGCUGGAAACGUGGCCUAUGAUCCUGCCAGCUCUACAUUAGUUUGCACAACUGACCAUUGUACAGAUGAUAACCGGAAGUGGGAUAAUCCUCUCCUUCCUUUCAUUCCUUACCCGACCUCCUGCCACUCAGACCAGCCUCUCCCCAGCACUCACCUCAGAGGCCUCCCACCAGGCCAGAGACUGCAGCUGGGGAUUCCCAUGGCAGACCCUGACAAAGGGGUCCCAGUACCUAUUCUGGCAGUAACCAUCCACCCCCAAACUGGGUUAGUCUACCCUCUGGGAAGAGUCCAUGUCUGCCCUCUCACCCGCUUACCACAGCCUAUACAGAUUGGUUAUCCUAUGCUGGACUCCAGGACAGGGAACAUUGUGCUCACCGUCGGGGUGAGCUUGGAUCCAAUAACAGGAGAUGUGCUGCCAGUAGGUGGAGUCCUGCUGGGUGAGCCCUUUGUUGAACCACUGAGUGGGCAGAUGGUGAGAGUUGGAGGGGCAACCAUACGGGCUGGACAACUAGUCCCCCAUGCAGGAGGAUAUCAAACGUUAUUAGACAGCAAGGUUCUGGCAGCAAUGUUCAAAGUACUGAACGUGCUUAAGCCACUAACUGAAGAGUGGGGUUCAGAUCAAAGUUUGCAACAUGUGCAGUCCCAACCUGGCAGCGACAGAGGGAGUAGUCAACAAGAUCAUCUUCUCACUGCAGCCAAAGAGCUCCAGCAGGCCUUCGGGAGGAGCUUGCACUGUCAACUACAGCUGCAGACCAGGUUGGAGAUCCUGCAGGAGUGGACCAUGGGUCUGCAGCAGGAUGGAGGGACUCUGGGAGAGAUGCCUCUGCCAGGUUCAGAUAUAUGUGUACCGGCUUUGCUAGGGAUGGAGUAUCCUGAUCCUUUGGGAUCUGGCCUUAGUGUACCGAUCCUGGGAUUUCAGACUGACCUUGGUUCUGGGAAAACAAUACCACUGGCAGGGACCAUGGAGGACCCAAAUGGAAAAGGACUGGUGGCGAUCCGUUAUGGAUCUCAGACUGUUGACCCAGUGACAGGGCUGUUGGCCCCAGUCGUCGGGGCAAGGCUGGACGCAUCUAGAAAAAAUGUUGUGCCAGUUCCGCCUUCCUACUGGUUAAUGAUUAGAGAUCAAACUGACAGUGUGCAGGUGGAGGCACUUCAAAGAGAGGUGUGUGUGCGAAACAGUUACUGGCAGCAGCAGAGGCAGCGGGAGGAAGAUAUUCUAACUGAUCUGGACUCGACUCUGUCCCAGUGUUUCUUUAGAGUCACAGACGUAAACUCUUAUCAGGCCCAGUGGUCUGGGAAGCAGCUGAGGGAAGCAGCCAUGGAGCUGCAGGAUUCAGCACAGACAGAGGCCCAGAGGAGAGCAGCUCAGCACUCCCGCUUGGCUCUGAUCCUGCCUCCACUUGUUCUGCACAUCCUCACGUUAGGUGAUGAGGAGGAAUGGGAUCAGCAGUGUGUUUGGCAUUCAGAGCUCCUCUCUGGCCUUGAUAAAUUGGACAUGUGUAUGGAUCAGCUACAAGAGGACCAGGAAAAAUGGAUGGCACAGGCAGGAGAUUGGUCUACAAACAUUCAUGCUACAGACAGAGAGCUGAGACAGAGAAAGCUGGUGGAGCAGUGUUGUUCCAGACAGACUGAGUUGGAGGCCGCUCUUAAUCCGCUUCACUUUAUCAGACACCUUUCGCUGCUCCGUGCAGACACUGCUCAGGCUGUACUGUGUGGGAAGUUUUGGUUCAAGGAAUAUGGCCUGGUGCAGUACAGUGGAUACAAACAGAAUGUGAAGAUCAUGGGUUUGCUUCAGCAGAAGGCUUUGCCUCUGCUCGAGAGACUGAACCAGCUCCUUGAAGAAAAACAGCCAGCUGGAUUCUCCUCCAACACAUGCAAUCAGCACAUCUCUGGUUUGUCAACAAAGCAGGCAUAUGGUUUGGAGAUUGCAUCUAGAGUCUGGACAGCCUCCGUGCCUGUCGUGAAAGGAAUCUCAACCCAGUCUUUCAGGGAGACCGUCAACAUUGCUCAAUCUCAGGACACCGGCCUACAAGCCAGCUCAGCAGUGACACACAACUCGCAGAGACACACUGGAUCUUCUGGCAUUCAAUCCCAGGAGAGCCAGCAUAUGAAAGAAUCCACUCAGUUGACACACAUCGCUAUUCCCACAGUUCCAGAUGAGGAGUGGACAAGGCUGCUGGAGCUCUCUCCUCUGUUCCAGCAGUUGAAGGGUGUGGAGCUGCAGCUAAGGGGUUGGGCCUCCAAGGCAGGGCUUCUUGCAGGAGAGCUAGCGAACAGAGGCAAAGGUUUUGUCGAUGUCCUCGAUGCUCAGUGGCAAUGUGAAGGUGAGCUGAUUCCUUUGGAGCUGUCAGUCCUGAAGCCCAGAGAGUUUCUUGUCUAUCAGCAUGGACUGUUCCUGAUGCACACUCUGCAUAAGCUAAAACUGACUCCAGUCGUUUCAAUCGAGAUAGCAUCUAGUCUCCCAAACAACACCUAUUUCAACAAUGUCUUCAGAAAUUCCUUCUUUUAUCAGGAAGCCGCAGAAACUCUCUUUGUCCGUCGCCAGAGGCUGCACUCAGUUGGAGGCUUCUCUCUCCUGCUACUCCACUGUCUGUCCCAUAUCAAAAUUAAAGACAUGAGCUCUGACUCCAGUUCUGCCUUCCAGAGACUUUUUUUCAAGGUUCUCCAGGAAUGUCUGGGUGAGCUCUUUCAGGCUAGACUGGGUGCCUCUUCAUCUGAACAGGAUGCCAGUUUGUGUGUUUGGUAUCAGAACCAAGAUGCUUCAACAAAAACCAUGAGUGAGACUUGGUGUGGUUCUCAUGCUGCCUCACUGCUUCAGAGACUUCACAAACCAAGCAGAGGAUUGCUCUCUGAAGAUGAAGUUGAGAAACUUCAGAGGAAGCACAGAGAAACAUCUUUAUUCUCUCAUCUUGAAGAACUUCUGAGAGAGAAGAGUUCUGAAGCCACAGAAAAAGCUGAAGACCAGCCUGGUUGAACAUAGUGCAUGGGUUUCACGGUUUCAUGAAAAUGUUAAAUAUAUAGGAAAAUCUCAAAUCUAUUUAAGAAAUAAAUACAAUAAAGACAGACAAAAUUUACUAUGUGUCUGACAAACUGUGCAUUUAUUAUAAUGCCAUCUGAAGGGGUUGUACAAACAGAAAAACAAAUCUCCAAAAAUAAAAUUGUAAACGGUAAAUGCAAUGAGACCAACAAUAACAGUAUCAACAAUAAAACAAUAAAAAGUUCAUAUUGUGUUUUAUGACGCCAAAUUUUUGGGGGGUUAAAUAUUUAUUUUUUUCCUCCUCAGCUUUCUUCAAGAGAUUACUUGAAAAAAAAAAUCUAAGCAAAUUAAGCAAUAAAUCCAAAAAAUCAAGUUUAUGCACAUGAAAAUCAAAACUUAAUUGAGGUUUCUCAUUUGUUCGUAUUUUUGGCUUGCACCAUGAAAGCAAAGAAUUGUUCUGCUUUUUAUUGGUAACGUAAACGCCACACAUAAAGACGUCAGUCCAUAUGGUGAAUGCUGAAAAGCGAAAGCAGA